AUGGACCAGUUGUUAGAGAAGCGAAUCACUGAAACGUGUAGGGUGAAGGCAGAGUGCCACGUAAGAGCAGUCAAAGAGGAGGAGGAGGAGAACGCAGUCAAAGAGGAGGUGGAGAACGCAGUCAAGGAGGAGGUGGAGGAGAAUGCAGUCAAAGAGGAGGUGGAGGAGAAUGCAGUCAAAGAGGAGGUGGAGGAGAACGCAGUCAAAGAGGAGGUGGAGGAGAACGCAGUCAAAGAGGAGGUGGAGGAGAGAGCAGUCAAAGAGGAGGAGGAGGAGAACGCAGUCAAAGAGGAGGAGGAGGAGAACGCAGUCAAAGAGGAGGUGGAGAACGCAGUCAAAGAGGAGGUGGAGGAGAAUGCAGUCAAAGAGGAGGUGGAGAACGCAGUCAAAGAGGAGGAGGAGGAGAAUGCAGUCAAAGAGGAGGUGGAGAACGCAGUCAAAGAGAAGGAGGAGGAGAACGCAGUCAAAGAGGAGGAGGUGGAGAACGCAGUCAACGAGGAGGUGGAGAAUGCAGUCAAAGAGGAGGUGGAGAAUGCAGUCAAAGAGGAGGUGGAGAACUGCUCUCAGUGUGGCAAGGCUUUCAUUCAAUCAUCAGAUCUGAAGAAACACCAUAGAACUCACACCGGAGAGAAGCUUUUCCACUGCUCUCAGUGUGGGAAGAGUUUGUCAGUCAUCAAAUCUGAAGACACACCAGCUAACUCACACAGCCUUCCAUGUCUGAACCCAAGUCCCCGGGUUCUUACUGUGGUGUUCCAGCACAGAGAAGCUCACAGUGGGGCCCAGAGAUGGUCUCUGUGAAGCUGGAGGACUGUAGUCAAGCACUGGAACUCAAUGUGAUAGUCAAAGAGGAAGAGGAGGAGAGGGAAGUCAAAGAAGAGGAGAUAGGGAUU
Messenger RNA from Salvelinus fontinalis (brook trout), 890 nucleotides. Its product is annotated as probable inactive protein kinase DDB_G0270444. Gene Ontology annotation, molecular function: DNA-binding transcription factor activity; RNA polymerase II cis-regulatory region sequence-specific DNA binding. The transcript is spliced from 3 exons. Gene Ontology annotation, biological process: regulation of transcription by RNA polymerase II. Lineage: Eukaryota; Metazoa; Chordata; Actinopteri; Salmoniformes; Salmonidae. The record is from RefSeq and is a predicted model, not a curated record. The coding region runs from base 1 to 798 and encodes 265 amino acids.